UAUAGAAUAUUGUUGUAUAUGUCUAAAAGAUUUUAACUUGUUAGUUUUAGCAGUAUACCAUAGCCCCUCUGGCCCGUUUGACAUCUUUUUGGACUCUCUUGAAGGAGUUCUAGGCACAUUAAGCCCAAAUAAACAAGUCCUUGUUGCUGGGGACUUCAAUGUGGACUUUCUUGUUGACAAUGCAAGUGCCCGUAAACUUCAAGGCGUUCUUGAAGGUUUUCACCUAGUCAAGACUAUAAAUGAAUCGACAAGGGGUAAUAAGUGUCUUGAUAACAUUUUCAUGGAUCCUGGAUUGCCCCUGUACUCUGCUGAGGUUUUUGAGACUGGUUUUUCAGAUCACAAAGGCCAGAUUGUCAAAUUUGAGAUUCAAAAAAAGGUUACAGGUUUUACUGAGACAACUAUGCUUAUUAGGCCUAUAACUGAAAAAGGUACCUUCCAGACUACCGUUUUUCAGACUCUACAAAACAAUGUAAUCAGAUCAGCCCCUGAAUCUUUAAAUAUAAUACAAGCCAGGUGCUAUGCAGCUAGGAAAGGAACCAGAGAUCGUAAGAAGAAGGCUAAAGUAAAAGUAGAAAUCCAAAAAGUUGGAUUUAUACCACAUAAUCAAAGAAAUAGAGAGAAGUUCCUAGCUAGUCGGCCCAAACUAAAAUUUGAUGAUUCGGGAAUGAGAGAUCCAGUAGAUGAUGUGUUUGUUUGUAAAUACUAUAAAUGGGUUGUGUAUCCUUUCCAAGAGGCUGUUAAAGCUCAUAGAGAAACUCAUCACCCUGAAAUGUAUAAUAGACCUGAAACAGAUUUACAUGUCACUGUAGAAUUAAAUAUGGAGGGUGAAAAGAAGACUCGAUUGCUAGAUAAUUUUACAAGAACUGUUGGAAUUCCCCACCGGUUCGACCAAGGAGAAAUUCCGUCUGUGGCUGCGUUCGCCAAAACCCAAGAAAUACAAAAACUUGCCAUUGAUGCUGGUGCCCAGCUGGUCGGCGGGGUUGACAUGAUCAAGAAAAUUCAAGUUGGGGAACUCAAUCUUAAUGACUUCAAAUAUAUAGUUGCUCAUCCUGAGAUUCUACCGGAAAUGGUGGUUCUGAGAGGUUUGUUAAAGAAGAAGUUUCCUAAUCCAAAAAGUGGUAGUUUGGAUGUUAAUCUAGGAACUGCAGUGGAGAAGUUUCUAUAUGGUAUUAAUUACACAGCUAGUAAAGAUGAGUACGAGAAGGAUUAUGGUUCAGUUCAGACAGUUAUUGGAUCAUUAACUAUGGAUCCUAAACAACUGGAAGAAAAUUUUGCAGCACUAAUAAGAGAUGUUUACACAAUGAAACCAAAACGGCAAGGUUCUUUUAUCACCAGGUGUCUUGUAUGGACGCCGUACUCUUCAGAAAAACUUAAAGUCAAUCACGAGGUAUUUUUAGAAAACGUAGAGCCUUCGAAACAGUCUGCAGUAAAUGUCGAGGAAGAAAUAGAAGAACGAAUGACGUUGUAAACGGUGUGUUUGUUUAAUAUUAUAGUCGGUAAAUUGUUUCGAUCGUUAUAAUAUAUAUGAUCUAUUUGUUAUGUUAACUAAUCAAUUUAUAAAAUAUAUCAUUGAAUUUUA
Messenger RNA from Diabrotica virgifera virgifera (western corn rootworm), 1579 nucleotides. It is a transcript of the gene mRpL1, whose product is annotated as 39S ribosomal protein L1, mitochondrial. The transcript is spliced from 6 exons. The coding region runs from base 281 to 1468 and encodes 395 amino acids. Lineage: Eukaryota; Metazoa; Arthropoda; Insecta; Coleoptera; Chrysomelidae. The record is from RefSeq and is a predicted model, not a curated record.